UMGUUUUAUUUACUAUUCAAGAUAACUGCUACAAUGGAAAUCUUACGUCCAUCAUUGAUCAACAUAAGUGGAAGAGUAUACAGAAGAAAUACCAUCAAAGAAGACCAGUAUGAAGAGGGGGAAGAGGACGACUCCUACAUGGGACCACCAGACAGAUGCUACAAUACUCUGUCUCCUCUCCUAUUUGUCCCUGCUGCACCUGUUAUGGAACACCAACAUGUUCUUGCCGAUCUCAACAUGCACUUUGUUGUUUUGAUUAGCAGUGAACGUUUGACGAGAGAGUUCUGUGACAGCCACUCCAUAGAACAGACUGACAAAGGUUUCAGCUGUGCCAUUGAUGUCCCAAGUGUUCUUUACAAAUACAUCAUCGGGAGGAAAGGAGAGACACGUAGAAGACUAGAGGCAGACACAAAGACAGACAUCAACAUUCCWAAACAAGGAGUGGAAGGYCAGAUCGUGAUCACUGGCUCCCAGAAGGCCGCGGUGUCCUCUGCCGUGACUCGUGUCGAGCUCCUGGUGCAGAGCUUUCGCAAGAAGCAGCCGUUCACCCACUUCCUGUCGUUCGCUCUUAACCACCCUCAAGUUCAGGAUGGAUUCCUGAGGUUUAAAGAGGAGGUGUUGGAGCAGUGUUCUCAGCUAUCAGAGAUCUUAGGACACGGAGUAGAGGGAAGCAUCUUCCAGAACCUGCUAAGUCCAUCUGACAGUCGGCACCUGGCUCUGCUGAACGACCUGGAAGUGACCCAAGCAUGUAAACAACUCCAGCACUGUCAGGACUUUAUAAGUAGGACCAUCACAGAAGGGAAGCCCCUCCCGUUGGAGGUGACAGGGAUUGAGUACAUGAACGAUGACCCAGCCAUGGUGGAUGUCCUGUAUGCCAAGGUCCAAGUCAAAGAUGGUUCGGACAAGCUGCAGGCCAUUGUGGAGCGGCUGGUGGACCACUUUGUUUCCUCAGGGCUGAUGGUCAGAGAAUGGGACAGAGUGAAACUGCACGGCACAGUGAUGAACACUCUGUUCAGGAAGGCUGCUUCAGGUAGGAUGAAGAAAGUGGUUUUAAAGAUGGACAUUAAGUCAGACUCACUGGAACAUGAGUCAGUCAGCAUAAAGAUGGACAUUAAGUCAGAGUCACUGGACACGGAGUCAGUCAGCAUAAAGAUGGACAUUAAGUCAGAGUCACUGGACACGGAGUCAGUCAGCAUAAAGAUGGACAUUAAGUCAGACUCACUGGACACGGAGUCAGUCAGCAAUAAGAUGGACAUUAAGUCAGACUCCUGGACACGGAUCAGCAUAAAGAUGGACAUUAAGUCGAAGUCACUGGACACGGAGUCAGUCAGCAUAAAGAUGGACAUUAAGUCAGAGUCACUGGACACGGAGUCAGUCAGCAUAAAGAUGGACAUUAAGUCAGAGUCACUGGACACGGAGUCAGUCAGCAUAAAGAUGGACAUUAAGUCAGAGUCACUGGACACGGAGUCAGUCAGCAUAAAGAUGGACAUUAAGUCAGAGUCAUGGACACGAGUCAGUCAGAUAAAGAUGGACAUUAAGUCAGAGUCACUGGACACGGAGUCAGUCAGCAUAAAGAUGGACAUUAAGUCAGAGUCACUGGACACGGAGUCAGUCAGCAUAAAGAUGGACAUUAAGUCAGAGUCACUGGACACGGAGUCAGUCAGCAUAAAGAUGGACAUUAACCGAAGCACAGGAGGAAGGCAGAACAUGAAGGAGCGGGAGGCCUUCGAUGCCAGGAACAUAUUAAAGAGUUUUGGGUCGUACCAUUUUGGGGRGUUUGAUCUGAAUGCUGUCCAGAUUUCCCAGAGGUAUUCUACCGACUGCACCGGCUUCUACACCUCCGCUGGCCUUCUGAACUUCUCCUGACCACCUCUCCCCCUUCACUCAGGUGUUGAUUGUGUUCGCAGGUCAGGUGAAGCGAUGAAG
This is a messenger RNA of Salvelinus sp. IW2-2015, 1926 nucleotides long. The record is from RefSeq and is a predicted model, not a curated record. NCBI's taxonomy places the organism in Eukaryota, Metazoa, Chordata, Actinopteri, Salmoniformes, Salmonidae.